GCGGGCCAUUGGGACCAUCCCAUCCAUAAAGCCGCCCUCCACAACAACCUUGAGGCUGCCAAAUGGCUCGUUACUUUGAACCCCUCACUGUUGGAGGCGUCUGGUUUUAAUGGGAUCUUGCCUAUACACUGUGCUGCGCGUCGAGGCCAUACAGACCUUCUCCGUUUCUUCCUCAGCCAAGGUGCCACGCCCAAGGGCCGAGACAGUGGCGGCUGGACG
Nannochloropsis gaditana CCMP526 is the source of this 219-nucleotide messenger RNA. RefSeq names its product ankyrin unc44. The transcript has 2 exons. The annotation marks the transcript as partial. Gene Ontology annotation, molecular function: protein binding. The record is from RefSeq and is a predicted model, not a curated record.